CGAGUUACUGAAGAGAUACGACUCGAACUCGCGGCCAAUCUGGAUGAAUUCAGCGAUGUGCUUGGGAAAUGGUCAUUGCCCUCGAGAUAUACUCUCGCCCGAUAUGUUGAAGCGUUUGUCAGCGGCUUUCAUCCUUCAUUUCCUGUUCUACAUUUGCCAACGUUCAGGCUCGAUCUCAUGGCACCAGAACUUUCUCUCGCAAUCUGCGCCGUAGGCGCGCAGUAUUGUUUCGAGUCCAAGGCUGGUGCUAAGUUGUUCUACGUAUCGCGGUCCCUGGUUUUCGAGCAGAUGCGGCGCCGAGAAGAGACUUUAAUGACAGCAGGACGUGAUGUUGCGGACGCUCGCCUCGCAGUACCGCCUGUGUUGAUGCAGGGGCGUUCCAUGCAAGUCGCCAAUCCCGUAUGGCCUGAAGAUCCGUUGGCUCGUCGAUCCCGUAUGCACACAGCCUGCGCCACAAUGUUCCUGCUCUGUUUCGCUUCCUGGCAGAAAGACGCAGCGUUGUUGCGUGAGUCUUUUGCUUUACAGGGUCUUCUAGCUCGCUGUUGUCGAGAAAAUGGCCUUGUUGAGGAUGUCUCUGAAUCUCCCCCACUAAAUUGGCCCGAAUGGAUUGAAGGUGAGUUUCAGCGUCGCAUCAAAAUGACAGCCUUUUGCGUUUUGAACCUUCAAAGUAUCGCAUAUAACCUUCCGCCCACAAUCACGGCAAGUGAAGUACAUCUCAACAUGCCUUGUCCGUCUGCAGAGUGGAGCGCGGACAGUGAGCUGGAUUGGCAUAGGCAAAGAGCCUCGAGGCGGCACCAUCCGCCAACCUUCCAACAAGCUUUGUCUUCUCUUCUGGUCUUUGACGAUCCAGAGGGGAGUAGGAUAGCUGCAAACCAAGCCACGCCGACACCGUUCGCGAAUUAUGUGCUCAUGCAUGCUCUGAUUCAGCGGCUCCAAAUGCUUUGGCUACUCGUCCCCACGACCGGCAAAUCAGCAAAGCUGAGGGCAGAAGAUGUUAGCAUCAUGCAAGAAGCUUUCAAGCGCUGGAAGGCUGCGUGGCAGACUUCACCCGAAGCUAGCCUCGAUCCAACUAAUCCAGAAGGUCCCAUGUCUUUCGUCUCAGCGACAUUCCUGGCACUGGCUUACGUCCGGCUGCAAGUAGACCUUGGGCCCUUCCGACUCUUACAGACACGCGACCCUGUUGCGAUCGGUCUAGCUCUGUACAACUCACCGCUUCCCUGCCGCGGUCAAGAUCUGAUAUCCCCACUUCUUCACUCUGCCCACAGCCUCGAUGUUGUUGUCCGACUGGGAAUUCACUACGUGUCGCAUCAUCAGACAUUCUUCUGGAGUGUUCAACACUGUAUUGCCGUAUUGGAAUGUGCCGUCCUUUUGGUCCAGUGGCUACGGGUCUUGGAGUCCCCUGGGGAGAAUCGAGGUCUUUCACACCUCGAAGAGCAAAUAUUCAAAUGGACUGAAUUCUUGAUUGGCGAGGCUCGCGAGUCUCUAGCUUCGGAUGGCUCGGGAGCAGACAGGACAGUUGCCGAGUCUCAAGGUAUGGCUUCGACGAUUCUCAGAAUCUGGGCAGGUAUUUUCCGUAGUAACAAGAUGUGGCCCAUUGUUCAGUGCAUCGGCGAUGGUUUGCAUCAUUUUGCAAACAUGAUAGAGAAG
Aureobasidium melanogenum CBS 110374 is the source of this 1647-nucleotide messenger RNA. RefSeq lists its product as uncharacterized. The record is from RefSeq and is a predicted model, not a curated record. Gene Ontology annotation, molecular function: DNA-binding transcription factor activity, RNA polymerase II-specific; zinc ion binding; RNA polymerase II cis-regulatory region sequence-specific DNA binding. The annotation marks the transcript as partial. Gene Ontology annotation, biological process: regulation of transcription by RNA polymerase II; DNA-templated transcription. NCBI's taxonomy places the organism in Eukaryota, Fungi, Ascomycota, Dothideomycetes, Dothideales, Saccotheciaceae. The transcript is spliced from 3 exons. Gene Ontology annotation, cellular component: chromatin.